Molecule: messenger RNA, 1316 nt
Organism: Sorghum bicolor (sorghum)
Lineage: Eukaryota; Viridiplantae; Streptophyta; Magnoliopsida; Poales; Poaceae
Product: probable ribose-5-phosphate isomerase 1
Exons: 1
Coding region: 193-975 (260 amino acids)
Biological process (GO): pentose-phosphate shunt, non-oxidative branch
Molecular function (GO): ribose-5-phosphate isomerase activity
Source: RefSeq, a predicted model, not a curated record
GAUUCGGCGAUUUGAUUCCCUAUCCCUGCGCUGCCCACCUCCCCUUUCCCGCCCUCUUUCCUAAAUACCCCCCCUCCCCCUCCUCAGAAACCCAAUUCCCGAAAUCACCCCCCACCUCCCGUUCCCAAAUCCCAAUCCCCCACUCCCUCCCUCCCUCCCAAGAACCCCGCGCCGCCGCCUCCCCACCUCGCCAUGGGCAGCGCCGCCGCCACCUCGCCGCCGCCGUCUGGGAAGCUCACGCAGGACGAGCUGAAGCGCGUGGCGGCGCACCGCGCGGUGGAGUUCGUGGAGCCCGGCAUGACGCUGGGCCUGGGCACGGGGUCCACGGCGGCGCACGCGCUGGACCGCCUCGGGGACCUCCUCCGCGCGGGCGCGCUCCCGGGCGUGGCCGGGGUGCCCACCUCCCUCAAGACGGAGGCCCACGCGUCCGCCGUCGGGAUCCCGCUGCUCCCGCUCGACGCCGCCUCGGGCGCCAGGAUCGCGCUCUCCAUCGACGGCGCCGACGAGGUCGACCCGGACCUCAACCUCGUCAAGGGACGCGGCGGGUCGCUGCUCCGCGAGAAGAUGAUCGAGGGCGCCGGGGACCGGUUCGUCGUCAUCGUCGACGAGUCCAAGCUCGUCCCCCGUCUCGGAUGCACGGGCGCCAUCCCCGUCGAGGUCAUCCCUUUCGGCGCGCCCCACACGCUGGGACUCAUCCGCAACCUGUUCGACGGCGUGUCCGGCUUCCACGCCAGGCUCAGGACCGCCCCCGCCGCCAAGGGGGAAGACUUGGAGGCGCCCUUUGUCACCGACAACGGCAACUACAUCGUCGAGAUGUUCUUCGAGGACGGCAUCCGCGGCGACCUGCGCGACAUCAGCGACCGCCUGCUCCGGAUCACCGGCGUCGUCGAGCACGGCAUGUUCCUGGGCAUGGCCACCACCGUCAUUGUCGCCAACAAGGACGGCACCGUCGCAGUCAUGGGCAGGAAGAAGUAGUAGUAGUUUACAAGUAGUAGCCUGCCUGUUCUUCGAAGCAGCGAUCGCCUGCUCUGGAUCAACGGCGUCGUCGAGCAUGGCAUGUUCCUCGACGUGGCCAAUCGUCGACAACAACGACGACAAGCAAUAAUUUUUGCAAGUAGCCUGUGUCUGUGCAACAUCCAGCUACUCUUAUCUAAGUUGAAGUUGUAUCGUGUCUGUGCGUCAUCCUCCUAUACUGAGUGUCUGCUGAUUACUCUGGAGUACUCCUAUGUUAAUCAUCAUCCUGAUGUUGUCAUCACACCUUGCACCUUGCUACCGGUGAUUCUCAUGCUAUUUAUUAAACCAGCUAAUUUUGCAAU